Cervus elaphus (red deer) is the source of this 1799-nucleotide messenger RNA. RefSeq lists its product as uncharacterized. The transcript is spliced from 2 exons. The coding region runs from base 297 to 662 and encodes 121 amino acids. Lineage: Eukaryota; Metazoa; Chordata; Mammalia; Artiodactyla; Cervidae. The record is from RefSeq and is a predicted model, not a curated record.
AUGGAAACAAGCCAGGUUACACAGAGACUCCUGAGGCGCCAGCCCUGGAGCAUCCUAGAGGUUGAACCCGGACAGCCAACCUCUGCAACAGGCUGGGAGCUGAAGCGCAAGCCAGAAAUAAGAGGUUCCAAGACUAAGACAGACGUGGCGCAGACCCUGCAGAGGCCCCCGGCUCCGCCCCCACCCGGGUAGUUGAAAAACAGCCGCAGCCCCGCCGUCGCCGCCCACUGCGCCUAGACCUUGCCAGGACCGGACCACUUGGAACCCACAUACCCGUCUCCCCGCAUUCCUCGCCUAUGGCUGACCAACUCUUUCAGCGCAAACCCUGGGACCCCGAGCAGCUUCGCCCGGACCCCGACUCUGACUCCGAAGGCCUGUUUGACAAGGCUCCUCCGGAAGAGCCCCCCGCUGUCCGUGGGCCCAAGUCGGCGUGGGCCGGGGGCAGGAAGGCGGGUCGGCGCACUGGCGGGAAGGCGCAAGGGGCCCGCCCCGGGCAGCCGCCUAAGGGCGCGAUGCGCCCCCAGCCCCAGGAAGAGGCCCCUCCAUUGGACGAAGGCUGCUAUCUCGACCAUUUUCCGCACCUCUCCAUCUUUAUCUACGCGGCCAUCGCCUUCUCCAUCACCUCCUGCAUCUUUACCUAUAUCCAUUUGCAGCUUGCCUGAUUGGCGGGGGCGGGACGGGAUGCGCGCAGGGCCGAGGCGGGCGGGAAGGGAAAGGAAGUGCUCAGCAUUUUGUGCCUGGAGACGCGCCGCACCCCCUUCGUCUAGCUUUUGACGCUUGUGUCUUUUCUUCUCCGCUUGUCGCCGCCUUUGUCUAACUGUCCAUCAGUAUAAACAUCCAAAGCAGCUGUCGCUAAUGAAAUGAGCACCUGGGGACGAGGGGACGGGAACACAGUCAGACUUCAACGUUUAGAGUCUUCGCGGUGAGAUGGAUCCCCAUUUAUCAUGAGGAUAAUGUCUCUGGACCCUACCGCUUUGUGAGGUGGGGGGACGCAGAGGGAGCCUGUCGUUUUGUGUCUGGGGCGUGUACAGCGAGUCCAACCUUCUGUUUUUUAAGGGAUGAGCCGACCCGGGCCGCGGACUUCCAGAGAGGGCCCCGCGGGGAGGGUCGGCGCCCUAGCCUGGGCUGGGGCCGCAGUCCUGUGGUGCUGCAUCGCCCGACCACCCCCUCCCAGGAGCCAGCUGUGCCCCUCACCCCACCCCGAGCUGGCGCAGACAGCCCGGCGCGUGGGAGGGAGCUGGCGGACCUGAGCGCGCAGCGGACGUCACAAGAGCGCAGCACACAGCUUUGAUGACGCUAUCGAUAUCGGAACCGAGCGGAAACAUGGCCAAAGGAGCUAUUCUGCCAGGAAGUCACGCUCUCGUCGUGUCCUGGACGCUUGGGACCAGCGGCUGCAGACCUCCAGGGACGCGCCGGCCCAUAGCUUGCACGCUGCGCUGCGCGGGAUGAGGCUUGGGGCCCAAGAGAGGGUUGCCGUUGCGUCUUUAGGAAUUGAGGGAGUGGGUGGGGGUUGCUUAUCCUGGCCCGGAGCCCUUCUAGAGCCUCGCAAAAGGGAGUGAGAUUUCUGAUUGACGAGAAUUCGCUCUAGGAAAUCACCCAACCCCUGGGGGUUUGUCAUCUCAUACCCAAAAGGCGCAAUACCAAAACCCACCUUGGCAGGUUAUUUACCCACAUGCCAUCUCUGUUUUCUCAUGAAUGUUUAAUGUCAAAACAUAGCUCUCUACUACAGUGUAUACUUGGAAAUGUCUGCAAUUGUGGUACCUCUGAUGAAAUAAAUUCUUCCUUUUCCGUCUCCUCUA